AUGGCGGACCUGCUGCCAGAGAUGAUCGGCAAGCCGCAAGUGCCGACGAUGGACGCUUCCGACGAAGAUUGGGAGGAGCUCUACAGCAGUCUGAUCUCCCAGAUGGUCCCAUCACGGGCCGAGAUCGUGCGGGCCACGCCGGCGUACCGGGUCCUGCAGUGCCUAGGUCGGCCGCUUCGGGUUCGCGGCGGCGAGCUGUAUGCGUUCAGCUGCCCAACCACCCGAAUUGCAUCGUUUUGGUCCCACAGUUGGCACGGGCCGACCUGGUUCAAGGUUCUGACGCUCUUCCACGUGAACAACGGCAUUGCUGCUGCGGCACUGAGUACGACCUCAGCUGUGCUGGUGGGCAGUCUCUAUAGCGCCGGUGCUCUCCCCGACUUCUUUGGUCAGCUCGGCUGGUGUUCCUUCGUCGCCGCCGUGACCUAUUCCUGCACUUUCGUCCUGUGGCAGAGUAGUCUUCCUGUCUUCGUGGACCGGAUCUGCAUUCCUACGUAUGACGAAACGAUCAAAGGAGAAGCGCUCAUAAGUCUGGGUGCAUUUCUGAAAUGCUCUGACUCCAUGCUCGUACUCUGGGAUCCCAGCUUCAUGGACCGUUUGUGGUGUAUGUUCGAAAUCGGUGCAUUCUUGCAUAGCCGCCAACGAGGCAGAAAGCCACUGCUGACCAUCCGACCGACUGUUCUUGGUCCUGCUAUUAUCACCAUCGUUGCCGAGCUGGUCGUGAUCAAUGCGAUUUCUACGUUUUCCUGGCGCUGGAUCGGAGCCCUCACGGAGUUCUAUCUUGCCAUGAUUGCUGUUUGCAGUGUGCCCUUGGUCCUUCUCAUCCACGUUAGUCGUGGUUACUGCCGGACGGUCGAGGAGCUGCAGGAGGACAUGGCUCACUUCAGCAUCGAGAACCUGACCAGCUAUUGCUGCACUGUGGAUCACAUAGACCCGUCAACAGGCGACCUCAUGCAUUGCGACCGGAAGAUUAUCUUGCAAUGUAUUCGCACAUGGUUUGGGACGGUUCAAGCCUUCGAGCAGCGAGUCCAGUCAGAGGUUUUGCAACUCCUGGUCGACCAGCUGUCGAACGAGGUGUUUUCCUAUGGGCAGGCAGUGGCCAUAACUACACCCGUCGUCUGGGGCUAUAUGGAUUUUGGCUUCGAUUGGAUCCUCCGCGGCGACAUCUCCAAAGCGGCGCACAACUUCAUGCGCGGUCUGACAUAUAUGUUCGCAGUGUCACCAACAUUAUUGUUGUUGUUAUUCCGACUGGCCUACUGGGUGCGCAGGCAGCGCUCACGGCUCCUGGAUCCACUCGUGUCCGUACUGGUCUUCUUAGCCGCGUGUGUCUUCUUCCUUGCACACUCGGCGUAUGAUGUGCUGCUCUUUACCGUCUUCUUUCCAGAAAUGCGCAUUCUUGCAGGACCAAACGACCAAGCGACCCUCACAAACUAUAGGAUGGAGCACGAGAAUGCGGCUGCAUUCCUUGAGUGGCUUGGGCGAUGCCGGCAACCGGGUUCCUUCUUUGGAGCCCUGUGGGGCCAUGAGGAGGAGCUUCGCCGCCGGGUGGCGGCCACUGGUGGUGCGAUCUGGCCUCGCCUCUGGGCGCCAGAGCCUUUUGAGUGGCUCCGGCGCUGGGCCAUCCCGGUCGCCUCAGGGUCGGCCAGCUGUCGAAGCGACGUCACCUCGCCUCAGGUUCAGAAGCUGAUCACCGAAGACGGGAGAAGCUAUCGACCGAAAACCUUUCAGAAGGCUGUGGCGAUCCUGAGGCGGGAGCAGAUGAUCUCGACAGACAUGCUCAACGAGUUCUCGACCUUUGUGCAGGAGCUCAAUGACUUGGCGGAGAGCCAAGAAGCCGCGCUGGCAAACGUCUCAGUUCCGGAUGAAUUCCUCGAUCCGAUCAUGUCCGAGAUCAUGGUUGAUCCCGUGCUUCUUCCGACGUCCAACACGAUCAUGGAUAGGAAGGUAAUCGAGAGACACAUCAUGUCCAAUGAUGAUGACCCCUUCAACCGGAUGCCGCUGGGAGUCAAGGGCACCGAGAGCGCGGUGCAAGGAGAUACGUUGCCAAAGAGUUCUUCUGUGGGCGCAGUGGGCCUUGCAGAUGGAGCCGUGCUAACCGCCGUGGUGGCAGAAUGCCAGGCGACUGUGGUGAAGAUCCAAAGUACCCUCCACUCUUUCGCAGCCAUUCGAGAAGACGGCACUGUGGUGACCUGGGGACGUAAAAGUCUCGGAGAUGUGGAGCAGCUUCUGGGCGAGUUCACAGCAAAAGAGAUCCAGUCGACCAGCCUCGCAUUUGCGGCAAUCUGCACUGAUGGCUCCGUGGUAUCAUGGGGCAACCCAUUCUCCGGUGGUGACAGCCGCCAAGUUCAGCAGCAACUGCGCAACGUGCAGCAGCUGCAGGCAAACACAGACUCCUUCGCUGCAGUCUGUGAUGAUGGAAGCGUGGUGUGCUGGGGAGGUACUCUGGAUCCAGAUGAUGAGCUAGAAGAGCUGAGAGGAUUGAGAGGUGUCGAGAAGAUCCAGGCAACUUCUGCGGCUUUUGCAGCUCUUCUCCGCGAUGGCUCCGUGGUAACUUGGGGCCAUGCCCAGAAUGGUGGCGACUGCAGCAAGGAGCGGGAACGCUUAACGAACGUGCAGCACAUCCAGGCCAGCUAUUCUGGCGCGUUUGCCGCACUCCGCUCCGAUGGCAGCGUGGUGAGCUGGGGAUGGCGGGACUUCGGAGGUGACAGCGCGGCAGUCGAAGAUCACUUGCAGCACGUGAAGGAAAUCCAGUCUAGUCACGGUGCUUUUGCUGCUAUUCGCCAUGACGGAUCUGUUGUGACUUGGGGUUCAGCUGCGUAUGGCGGCGACAGCAGCGCAGUGCAGCCAGAACUGCGAGAUGUGCAGAAAAUCCAGUCGACUGACUUUGCUUUCGCCGCCCUCCGCUCGGACGGAUCCGUCGUGACCUGGGGAGCCAGACAGUUUGGAGGAUGCAGCGACGCAGAGCUGCAUCAUGUCAGUCACAUCCAGUCUACCAGGAGUGCAUUUGCUGCGAUCUGCUCCGACGGCUCGGUGGUCACAUGGGGUGUCGCAGAAGAAGGUGGAGACAGCAGCUCGGUGCAGGAGCAGCUUCGUGAUGUCGUGCACGUCCAGUCUACUAGCAGAGGAUUUGCCGCCAUCCUUCGCGACGGUUCCGUCGUGACCUGGGGUGGCGGCGAGUCUAAAUCAUUUCAAGAGUACCUCUACUCCCUCUUCGACUGA
Messenger RNA from Symbiodinium sp. CCMP2456, 3216 nucleotides. NCBI's taxonomy places the organism in Eukaryota, Dinophyceae, Suessiales, Symbiodiniaceae. The record is from the annotation of a GenBank genome assembly.